Oryctolagus cuniculus (rabbit) is the source of this 5851-nucleotide messenger RNA. The record is from RefSeq and is a predicted model, not a curated record. Lineage: Eukaryota; Metazoa; Chordata; Mammalia; Lagomorpha; Leporidae.
GAGGAAAGGAGAGAGAGGGAGACAGAGAUCUUCCAUCCACUGGUCACUCCUCAAAUGGCUCCAAUGGCCAGAACUGAGCCAGGCCAAAGCCAGAAGCCAGGAAUUUCUUCUGGGUCUCCCACACAGGGUGGCAGGAAUCAAGCACUUGGGCCAUCUUCCACUGCUCUCCAAGGUGAAUUAGCAGGGAGCUGGGUUGGAAGUAGAGCAGCCGGGUCUCGAACUGGCACCCCCAUGGGAUGCUGGCACUGAUUCUUUUUAAAAUCCUUGUAAAAUGAUCAUUCUUAAUAAUGGGGAAAUCUUUUUUUUUUUUUGAACUUUAUUUCAUGCAGAUAUUGAACCUCAGAAUUGUAUUUCAUUGAGUGGAAUUUUAUUUACUUGAAAGUCAGAGUUACACAGAGAGAAGGAGAGAGAGGGAGAGGGAGGAGAGGUCUUCCAUCCGCUAGUUCACUCCCCAAUUGGCUGCAACGGCUGGAGCUGUGCUGAUCUGAAGCAAGGAGCCAGGAGCUUCCUCUGGGUCUCCCACAUGGGUGCAGGGGCCCAAGCACUUGGGCCAUCUUCCACUGCCUUCCCAGGCCCCAGCAGAGAGCUGGAUUGGAAGUGGAGCAGCUGGGACUUGAACCGGUACCCAUAUGGGAUGCCAGCACUACAAGCGGUGGUUUUACCCACUGCACCACAGCCCCUGAGUGGAAUUUCUUAAUACGAUUUGCCUACUGAUUGCAAUUUCAAGUAUUGUGUAUAUUUCUUAGUACCUUCACAAGUCUUUUUUUUUUUGACCACUUUUUACUUGUGUCUGAUGUUAGAACCUGCUUUCUGGGAGUGUUUCAAACAGUUUGUGGAAAAAUGGACUUGAAAGACAAGUUUACUUUGUUUCAAAACAUUUUGAAAUCCUUGCAUAGUUUUUUUUUAAUAACUAAACUUCUUGAAGAACCCUCAUUUGCCACUUUUCAGUCUUAAAUCUCUGAUCUGUGUGCGUAUUUCUAACAAACUAGUCUCCUAGAACCAUUGCCUUUGUCGUGUGGCCUCCCUGUUUAUCAGUCUACAAAACCCCACUGCCCAUAGCCUCAGAGAGGCACUCCUUAGGCUGGAAUGCAAGGUCCUGUGUUUCUUUUUGAACCUUAUCUCCUGCUAGUGUAUGCAGUACCAAGCCUGUGUCUUGGCCAGACCUGCCUCCCUCCCACCCUUUAAAAGUUUAUAUCACCUCCCACCCUCUGAGCUGGCCCUUGAAGUCCAGCCCAGCUACCCUGCUUGCCUUUCAUAGCCUUUAACACAUCUUUGGAAUCCAUGAGUCCAGUUUUAACUUUGCUCCCUCCGGAAGUAGCUAAGUCAGCGUGAAUCUCGUCUUUGCGUUCCUGGAUUCCUCUACCUGUGGUUGUCUUUUCCAGUCAUUUGGGCACCCAAGAAAACGCUGUCCCCUUCUCUGAGGAUUCUUGAGUGUGUAUCCAUCUGGAAUCCUCGAAGACUCUGAGCACCUUCCUGGCACCAGCCCCUUCUUAAGGACAGGAAGUGUGUCAGCUUGGCAGUGUCUAGGGGACUGCACGAUUGUAACUUCUGGUUGAAUAGGGUUCAGUGUGGCACCUUUCCUGGAAUCCCUCUCUUGGAGGCCACAUCAUAGCACCUUGCUCGUUGCCAUGGUUUGUUUCCCAAAGGCUCAUGGGAAGGAUGCUGGGUCCUCAGUGUGCUGGUGGAACCUCCAAGAGGCAGGCCCAGCCGGAGGUCAGUCAGCCAGUGAGGGCCCUGCCCUCAGAGGGGGUUAAGGCAGCUGUCACCGGAGCAAGUUGUUCCAAGAGCAGACCUGAGCCCGGAGUUGCUCUCUGGCUUCCUGUUAGCUGGUGUGAGCCCUUGCUCCUGCACCUGUUCCUGGCAUGAUGCCAGCUGUCCUCACCAGAGGCCAAAUGGACGUGACUGCCCAGUCCUGGACGUCAGCCUCCAAAAUUUCCUCCCCGCCCUCUGACUAAUAUGAAUGACACCAUGGUUAGCCACACGUCCUCCGGAGUGCCCACGCCCACCAAGAGGUCACAGUGCAGCCAGGGUGUAGCCGGUGCCUUGGCCGAUGAGCAUGCGCUGAUAGCCUCCUAUGUGGCCCGUCUGCAGCACUGUGCACGCGUCCUGGACAGUCCUAGCCGACUGGACGAGGAGCACCGGCUGAUAGCGCGCUACGCUGCCCGGCUGGCUGCAGAGGCAGGAAACACGACUCGACCUCCCACGGACCUGAGCUUCAACUUUGAUGCCAACAAACAACAAAGACAGCUCAUCGCAGAACUGGAAAACAAGAACAGGGAGAUCCUGCAGGAGAUCCAGCGCCUGCGCCUGGAGCACGAGCAGGCGUCGCAGCCCACGCCUGAGAAGGCGCAGCAGAACCCCACGCUGCUGGCCGAGCUGCGGCUGCUGAGGCAGAGGAAAGACGAACUGGAGCAGAGGAUGUCAGCGCUGCAGGAGAGCCGGCGCGAGCUGAUGGUGCAGCUGGAGGGGCUGAUGAGGCUGCUGAAGGAGGAAGAGCAAAAGCAGGCAGCGCAGGCCGCGGGGUCCCCGCACACGUCACCCACUCACGGAGGUGGCCGCCCCAUGCCCAUGCCCGUCCGCUCCACAUCAGCCGGCUCCACGCCCACCCACUGCCCGCAGGACUCACUGAGCGGCGUCGGCGGAGACGUGCAGGAGGCGUUCGCACAAGGUACGAGGAGAAACCUGCGCAGUGACCUGCUGGUGGCUGCCGACUCCAUCACCAACACCAUGUCAUCCCUGGUGAAAGAGCUCCGAUCAGGGCUGGGGCUUCCACGGCGUCCAGGAAGCGAGUGGCCCCUUCCUGCGCGCCGUGCUCGCUCGCGCCAGGGCCCGCCUCGUCUCCGUUCACCCGUCGUGUGCUUCGGAGCACCCGGCAGUAGCUGCAGAAGGUUAUUCAGUAGAAACCUGGGCAGCUUUUUCACAGCCAUUCCAACACGUACACCUCGACUGAGACAGCCCUGGCAGAAGAAGAUGCAGACGAAGAAGACGACAAGAUGCAGAACGGCAAAGACAGAGGUUAGCAGAGCAGCGGGCACACAGAGAAGCCCGGCCCGCAGGACGAGGAGCACGCCGGCCCCGACACGACGAAGGCACGGGCGUCCGCCCGGAGGCGCAUUCCUGCCCGGCCCGCCGCCGCCGCCGCACACCUGCACCGGGCCUGCGGGCGCCGGGCGGAGCGCGGGGACGCGCGAGCCGGCGCGGGGCAGGGGCUCGCCCGGGCGCCGGAACUGGCCCCGGAGGUUGGAAAGAGAAAAAAGAAAAGGCACGGAGCGUUGUCGUGUGUGCUUGUGCGUGCGUGCGUGUGUGUCGGUUCUGACGGGGCGCCCCAGCGCGGGCGGGACCUCCGCGAACCCACGCCUCCCUCCGCCAGGGGGCGCUCGGGGGGGCGCCGUUCCCACGCAGCCGCUCCCCGCGGGCUUGCGCGCAGCUCGGGCACGUGACGCUCAGUCCAAUUCCUGGUGAUUUUCAUUUAUUUUUUUUCCCUCCUCCCCGGGUUCCAGGAUGUUAUUUUUAGUAGAAGAGCUGCUAUAAAUAUUUAUAAAGGGCAGCGGCUGGAAUGAAGUGAGAGGCCCCACGGCCGGCUCUGCGACCCCUGGUCUAAGGUCCGCGCAGCCCGUGGGGGUGGAGCACCCCGAAACCUGGAGGAGUGGCAGGGGCAGCAUUAGGUGUCCCCACCUGUCCCCUCCACCUGCCCCUUCUCCCACGCCCUCCCCCCACACACACAUCUUCACGGCUCUGAGAACUGGGCUCGAAUUGUGGGGGCAGGGGAGACCCUUGUCCUCCACCCCUGCCUGUCCCCACACGGAUCGGGCAGGCAGGCAGAGGAGGGAAAAAAAGUGGGCUUGUCCACGUUCAGCAGACCGGGGGGGGCGGAGGAGGGUGCGCCACCCGUGGAAGGUUCCAGGGGUGCUGGGUGGGAUUGGGGAUCAGGGUGCGACAGGUCUCAGCGGUGACCCGGCUCGGCCCCUGUGCCUUCCCCACGACCCUGGCCUCCCUGGCCCCUGAGGACAGCACAUCCCCACCAGGGCAGAGAAAGCUAAAGGCGCCGUCAGGCUGACAGCGCAGUGUCCCCUCGCCUCCGCGGGUGGGUGCCGGCCCGGGCGCGGGCUGUGCGGGGCGCGCCACCCGCGGCCUCUCUCAUUCCGCCUUCUGCAAAGAGCAGCGUUCCUCUCUUCUCGGUCCUGGCCGCCUGUUGGUGGGGAUGCGGUGGGCGCCCGCUGUAGCGUUGUUGACAGGUGAUUUCUUGUGGAGCUGCGGUAGCCGCUGUCGCCGUCUGCAGCCUGGCCUGGAGCGCGGAUGCUCUUCCUGCGCCGGGCACGUCCUCCUGGCUGGCUGCGGCCGUUUCGGAGUGUAGCCUCCACGGGUGACCUGACCCCCACACACUCUCCCCCGCCCCGCUGAGACCCUGCACGGGUACUGAUUGCAUCCCAGGUCGGGACGUAGCCGCAGCCCCCCUGAGCUCUGGCCUAUGGCUCCCAGCCCCCCUGAGCUCCUGGGCAGGUGCACAGCCCUCGCACCUGCUGGCUGGGCCUUUCAUCCCCUUGCAGACCCCUCUUCUGCCUUGCUCCGUGGUCCAUGACAGCUUCAGGAAGGUACCGUUGCUAUGGCAAUGCCAGCAGCCCUCUGAAUUCCUACUGCACCUUCGGAGGAAAAGGGCCCUGAAGAGGCAGUCGGCAGAUGCCGGUCCGCUGGGGCCUCAGCGCACCACCAGGGGUCAGGUGACCAGAGCAAGGCAAGACAGUAAAUACAGCAGCAAACCCCGUGCCUGGGCACCCCCAUGUGGGGACGAGGACGCGAAAGGUUUCCUACCUGCAGUUCUGCAUGGCUCUCAAGCCCACAUCACAGCCCCAGGAGGGCUCGUGAACUUCCGGGUGGCUUGGCUGUGCCUCGGGAGCUGCGGGUGCAGCCCGAGCACCUGCAGCUGUAGCCAGCUCCCAGAUGGCAGAGGUGCGGUUGGUCCGAGACCCCACAGUGGGAACCGCUGCAGUGUGCCGAGGAGGGAAGGAUCCUAGGUGCAGGAAGCCCUCGCCAGGCAGGUGGAGAUUGGCCAGAGCCAGUUGUCUGCACUGGAGGAAGACGAGAGAGGGCCUCGGGAGCCAGGGGCCCCGGGAAUGUCUGUGGGGCUGAUGACCCUCACACUGAGCUUCUGUUGGUCCCCACAGUCCAUGAUAAACACAGAUCUGAGACGUGGACAGGGGCCAGCCCUCAGGCAGGGCCCGUGAGAGAGUAGCAAGGCUGCCCAGAGGUAGGGUGUGUCCAGUACAGACCUGCAGUGGGGUGGGGGUGGGGGUGCCAGAGGCCGCCUGGCUCAGGCACUGACCCCUGCAGUUGUAGCUCCACACCGAGGUGCUGUCCCUAGGAUGCAUCUCCCACACUGCACAGCGUGGAGCCUCCCGGUGAGCUGCCACCUGCCGCCAUCUCUCAUGGGUGUUACGGGUCAAUGAGAGUAGACAGUUCCUAUGGAAACCAAGACCUGGUUAUGGGCCGGCACCGCGGCUCACUAAGCUAAUCCUCCGCCUUGAGGCGCCAGCACACCGGGUUCUAGUCCCGGUCGGGGCGCCGGAUUCUGUCCCGGUUGCCCCUCUUCCAGGCCAGCUCUCUGCUGUGGCCAGGGAGUGCAGUGGAGGAUGGCCCAGGUGCUUGGGCCCUGCACCCCAUGGGAGACCAGGAAAAGCACCUGGCUCCUGCCAUCGGAUCAGCGCGGUGUGCCGGCCGCAGCACACCGGCCGCGGCGGCCAUUGGAGGGUGAACCAACGGCAAAGGAAGACCUUUCUCUCUGUCUCUCUCUCUCUCUCACUGUCCACUCUGCCUGUCAAAAAAAUAAUCAUAAUAAAAGACCCGGUUAUGAGCA